Molecule: messenger RNA, 2844 nt
Organism: Brenthis ino (lesser marbled fritillary)
Lineage: Eukaryota; Metazoa; Arthropoda; Insecta; Lepidoptera; Nymphalidae
Source: the annotation of a GenBank genome assembly
AUGAGUUUGGGUGCGCGCGCCACCAAGGGUGGUGCGAAGAAGGAGAAGCAGGACAAGGGCAAGGCCGCCGAGAAGCCCGCUCCUAAGGAAAAGACAAAACCACAGGCUACCACAGAACAACUUCGUAUGGCAAACAUGAUCGACUGCAAAAGCGAAGAUCCGUCUGACGUGCGAAGAAUGGUAGUCGAGCUAAUGGACAUGACCCGGCGUACCGAAGAGGAGGUUUGCUCAGCGCUACACGACACCAACAACGACAUGCAGUCCGCCUGCAAUCUGCUGUUUGAAGAAAGCCAGCGGAUACAGGGCGAAUGGCAAACCACAGAGAAGAAGAAGAAAAAGCCGCCGCAGCCCACCGGCAACGGGGACGUGGAGCCGCCUCGAGACGCCCCCCGUAGCCGCUCUGGACCACGCACACGUCGCGGCGAGGCGGAUGCGGGCGCGGCGCGCGGGCGUGGCGCGGGGCGCGGGCGCGGCGGAGCGCGCGGUGGACGCGGCGCGGGGCGCGGUGCGCGGCGCGGCGGCUCGGGCCGCGCGCACGCGCCGCGCUCCGACGCCGACUGGCCGCACGCGCCGGACACCGGUGAUUAUAUAUCAAGUGGAAACAUUGACUCAUUUCCAGCAACAGAAGACUGGGACAAUGAGGAGUGGUCCGGCUCACUUUCAGACACCAAGGUAUUCACGCCGAGCGUCAACGCGCAGAGCGCGGCGGCCGAGCCCGACCCCGCGCAGGCGAAUGCUACGGAGGACUGGGAGUGCGGGAACGAGGCGAACGGCCCCCGAGAGCCGCACAUACCGACAUACACAUACCACAACACGCAACAGCAUAUACCGCAAAUGGCUGGUGCGGCAAACGCUGUACCACCUGCAAAGAGUGAACCUGAACAAUACCAUCAGCCACAUCAUCAGCCGAUGGGUAUGUCGGGCAGCCUGAGCGCGGCGCAGUCGCAGUACCUGUCGCAGCUCACGCAGCAGGCGCAGCGGCAUGACAACAGUGUAUACACGAGUAAUUACGGUGUGUACGGCACUUCGGAUAUUUCUACGCAACGAAAGACGCAGCGGGUUCGAGUGCCACCGCCUUCUAAGAUCCCGUCGUCGGCGGUGGAGAUGCCGGGCGGCGCGGAGGGCGGCGCCGGCUUCCUGGACGUGCAGUUCGGCGCGCUGGAGGCCGACGCGCUGCACGAGCACGCCGCCAGCCCGCACCCGCCCGCCGCGCCCGACGCGCCCGCCAAGCAAGUGACGUCACAAGCGGAGCCGGCACCUGUCUCAACAAGCCACGAGACAACGACUGAAGCACCUAGUAGCUACCCUAAUGCCAAUAGUAUGUUAAGUGAGAGCUUGUCAGUAGUAGACACGACGGCGACGAGUCAGCCCGUUACAUCAGAAUCUGCAGUCACAAAUAGUUCAUCAUUAGACAAGUUAUCAGCGUCAAUGAAGCAGCUAGGCGUGUCGGGAGUGACGGGCGUGUCGGCGGUGUCGGGUGUGACGGGUGUGUCGGGAGUGUCGGGCGUGUCGGGAGUGUCGAGUGUGUCGGGAGUGUCGAGCGCAGCGGACGCGCCGCCUCAGCCGCACCACCACUACACGCAUCAUAGGCCGAAGACGGUGGGUCAACAGAACGUGUACGCGACGCAUCACGCCGUGUCGCACCACCCGCCGGUCUACAGUCCUAAUGUGUACGCGCCUCAGGUGAACUCAACGAACGCGUCGCUAACGGGCGCGUCGUUAGCCAACGCGUACCCGUCCAGCGUCACGCUUACGCAGUACCAGCCUAUCAUUAAUUCUUAUCAGCAACAGACGCCGGCCGCGUCGACGGUGUCGGCGGUGUCCGCGUACGGCGGCAGCGCGCUGUACACGGCGCCGUACUCGGCGGCGCACCCGCACGCGCACUACCACCACCCGCCCAAACACCACAAGGAACAGACGCAGUAUGACAAUUCAGUAGCAUCAAGUAAUAGUUUAACGAGUACAUCCACAACACAAUCAAAUCAAACAACGGCUAAAGUUACCACGACGACAGUGAGCGGCGCGGCGAGCUCGGGCGCGGCGUCGUCGGCGGCGGGCGUGGCGGGCGCGGGCGCGGCGGGCUACGCGGGCGGCGCGCUCUACGGCGGCGCCUACGCCUACGACGAGCAGCUCAUGCGCAGCGGCCUGCCGCACCACAUGGGUGGAUACUACGAAGUGGGCUACAGCGCGCGGGAAGGCACAUUCGGCUUGGGCGGUGGCGAAAGAUUCGGCAGGACGGAUGCCGCUUCACCACAACAGGUCCCAGCUGCGUUACCGCCUGGCUACGCAUACUUCUACCAACCACCGCCUACCACGUACCAAUAUGGUGUAUACCCUACAGCGUACGGGGGCGGCUCGAGCGUGGGCGGAGUGGGCGGCGUCGGUGGUGUGGGCGGCGUGGGCGGCGUGGGCGUGGGCGGCGUGUCGGGCGCCGGCAAGGUGUCCGCCUACUCGCAGCAGCAGCAGCCGCCCUACGACGCUCAGGACUCUUACAAGACUGCUGGGCCAUACACGGCGAGUGCUAACAAAUCUGGUGGAGGCGCCACGGCUGACCUCUCCAAUACUAUGUACGCGAAGACACAUGUCGCGCUAAACAAAGUCAACAGCUACGAGAAGGCCGGCUUCCACAGCGGCACGCCGCCGCCCUUCGGCGCCGGCUCGCACCUGUACAUCCCCGCGCCGCCGCACCACCACCCCCACCACCACGCGCCGCAGCCGCACCAGAUGGAUGGUCGGGUGAACAGUAGUCAUAAUAGGCGGGAUAGCGCGUCGUCCGGCCGGUCCGGCGCCGCCAAGCCCGCGGCCAGCAAGCCCGCGUACUCGCAGUCCUACUGGGCGCCCAAC